UGCAGUUUCUUCACAUUGUCUGUUAUGAAUAGACCGAUCUCCAAUUGAGCCUCUUCACUUUGGAGAUUUUUCGAUUUUCGAUUAUACAGCUAUUGAAAUUAGAAUGCGCCGCUUUUUUCUCUCUUAGCUUGGUGGCUCGGUUGCCUUUUCUUGAUUGACAGAUGAAAUUGACACUCGGGUUGCCUCUUAUCAAGCGAAGCAUUUCAAUCCACCGCUAAUUGCAGAUAUAGUGCCAUCCUUUCUUUUCAGCGCGUUUGAUUGCAUUGGAAUACAGCCUCCUAUUGCGCACAAGAGGAAUGAUCGAUCAUAUAUAGUGUUUUUUCUCCUAAUUGCAUUAAAUUUCCUUUUGUUGCCAGGGUUUAAAUGCAGGAGAAACUGUUAUUCGUUGUUUUGGACCGGAUAUAGUGUGGGUUGGGGCAGAGAUGCGUAAUGCGCAGAGCAAACUCCAUCUUCUCUCCAAAUAGGCAACGCGCAAGACCCGAAAAUGUCUAAGUCGGAGGUGAAGAAGGAGUCCGGUGAGUCCAGUCCGUCGGAGGCCGCCUGUCUCUGCUCUCCUCCCGUGGCCAAGACCCAGUGCGCCAGCUGCGGCAUGGAGAUCCAUGACCGGUACCUGCUGAAGGUCAACAACCUGAACUGGCACUUGGGGUGUUUGGAGUGCUCCGUCUGCAGAGCGUCGCUGCGCCAACACAGCAGCUGCUACGUGAAAAACAAAGAAAUCUAUUGCAAACUGGAUUAUUUCAGUAGGUUUGGCACUAAGUGCGCCCAGUGUGGCCGACAGGUGUAUGCCAGUGACUGGGUGCGGCGAGCCCGGGGCAGCGUGUACCACCUGGCCUGUUUUGCCUGUUUCUCCUGUAAAAGACAGCUGUCCACCGGGGAGGAGUUCGGCCUGGUGGAGGGCAGGGUGCUCUGCCGCAGCCACUACGACAUCAUGCUGGACAACCUCCGCAGGGCUGCUGAGAAUGGUACAGGACUGACUCUGGAAGGAGCGUUGCCCUUGGAUCAGGACUGCCAACCAAAACCAGCCAAGAGGGCGCGGACAUCGUUCACUGCUGAGCAACUGCAGGUGAUGCAGACACAGUUUGCUCAGGACAACAACCCUGAUGCUCAGACUUUACAGAAACUGGCAGAAAUGACAGGACUGAGCAGACGAGUCAUACAGGUUUGGUUUCAGAACUGUCGCGCACGACACAAAAAGCAGCCCCCUCAGAGCAGCUUCUCUCAGAGUGCGCCACUGUCCAGGAUGCCCCCAUCACUGCCAGAAGAUAUCCACUAUUCACCGUUCAGUGGCCCAGACCGACCACAUCUACUGGCCCUGCACGGAUACCUGGACACUCAUCCUUUCUCCGUCCUCGCUGCUCCGAGCCACUUGACCCAUUCGUCCAUCUCUUUACCACAGCUUCCCAUCAGCCGCUGACCUCCUGCUUCAACCUUUCCUUUGUCACUACUCUGAUGAAGAUGCGAUGACAAAAAUCCUUUGGGACAUACUGCCAGUAUUUGGCUCUGUUUGGGAGUCUAAUCCUCAAGCAGCAGGACCUCGACAGUCUGUUUUAAAUCAGUCGGAUUCUUCGUUGUGAGACUGCAGAGCUGUGGCAGUGGGAGACACAUGGGAGUUUUUUAAAACCUUUUUGUUUUUAUGAUGCCGAGAAGAAGACCACUUUUAUUUCAUUUUUCUUUUUGACGGGAACAAAACAAUGCAUCAGGUCAGGAUUUGAUUUCCCUUUUUUGUACCCACUCACAAACUAUUUUAAAUUUAUUGCUGCAAUAUGAGCUUGCAAAAAAAUUAAAAAACAAGUGUUGUAGCAGUAUUACAGUAAAACCUCAGCCUUUUUAUUAUUUUGUAUUGGUGAUGAGCACAUUGGCAACUUCACUGUUGUUUGCUGUUGUAUUGUUGUCAGAAAAUGGAAACUUAUUUAUUCAGAACAAAACUUCACUUUGAAAAGCACUUUUAAAUGUGUCUUGAAAUAGAAUAAUUCAGUGAUUGUACAUUGUAAAUACUGCUACG
This is a messenger RNA of Monopterus albus (swamp eel), 2002 nucleotides long. It is a transcript of the gene lhx6b, whose product is annotated as LIM homeobox 6b. Gene Ontology annotation, biological process: regulation of transcription by RNA polymerase II; forebrain neuron development; neuron differentiation. Bases 485 to 1414 code for a protein of 309 amino acids. Gene Ontology annotation, cellular component: nucleus. The transcript has 8 exons. Lineage: Eukaryota; Metazoa; Chordata; Actinopteri; Synbranchiformes; Synbranchidae. Gene Ontology annotation, molecular function: RNA polymerase II transcription regulatory region sequence-specific DNA binding; DNA-binding transcription factor activity, RNA polymerase II-specific. The record is from RefSeq and is a predicted model, not a curated record.